Molecule: messenger RNA, 4068 nt
Organism: Cololabis saira (Pacific saury)
Lineage: Eukaryota; Metazoa; Chordata; Actinopteri; Beloniformes; Belonidae
Gene: xpc
Product: xeroderma pigmentosum, complementation group C
Exons: 14
Coding region: 165-2963 (932 amino acids)
Biological process (GO): nucleotide-excision repair; mismatch repair
Cellular component (GO): cytoplasm; XPC complex; nucleotide-excision repair factor 2 complex
Molecular function (GO): single-stranded DNA binding; damaged DNA binding
Source: RefSeq, a predicted model, not a curated record
GCUGUUUCUUGUGUUAUGAAAAACUCCUGAAUGAAAUGUUGGGUAACUUGCUGCUUCCCUCUGCGUUAUACAAGACCAUGUGGAUCACCGAGAAACGGCUGCACGUGUAGUUUUGCCAGAUAGAUAUACAAAAAGUAUUUUUGACUGAAGAAAGACAGGACAACAUGGCAAAGCGGAAAAACUGUGGACAGACGGAGGCCGAUACAAAGAAACAGAAGCAGGUGCUGAAAACAGAGAAGAGCGGAGCCAAGGCGAGACCAAAGAGGAAAGAUGCAGGUAACGACCUCAGUGAGAAGGAGGAAAAGCUUGUGAGGAAGGUCGAUGCCAAACCACGUUCGUCCUCAAAGCGAGCACCGAGGAGCGCUUCUAACUCCAAACCCAAAGCCAGCUCUGACGUCAAAACCAGCAAAUACUUCCAGUCGGUGACGAAGGAGGAGGUUAACAGCGAAGACGAGUUUGACGGGCUAACCUCGCCACCCCCUGUCGUUGAAGUGAGCGUCAAGGAGCAAAACGAAGAAGAAAACGAGGAGGAGGACGACGACAGUGAGGAUGAGGAUGACUGGGAGGAAGUGGAAGAGCUCGAUGGCCCGUUGGGUCAACCGGAACCAGCCGAGCCCGUCCUGCCCGCUCAGCCUGUCGAGAUCGAGAUCGAAACCGCUGAAGUCAGAAAGCGGAAGAAGAGGAAAGAAGAGUUUGACAUUUACCUGAGGCGGAUGAUGAAGCGGUAUAAUAAGGACAUGCUGAUGGACACUCACAAGGUCCACCUCUUGUGCCUCAUCGCCAACGGGAUGUUCCGUAACAGCCUGUGCAGCGAACCGGACCUGGUGGCCGUCACUCUCUCUCUGCUACCCCGCCACUUCUGCAUGGUCGCCAAGGAGCGCAUGGACCAAAACUACCUCUCUGGGCUGCUCAAAUGGUUUAGCGCUACGUUCACCCUCAACCCUCUGCUCCCCUGUGAAGAGCGUCCAGACCUGCGGGUCCUCCUGGAAAGGCGGCUGGCGAGCCUCUCAGCCAGGGACCACCAGGAGAUGACCCAUCUCUUCCUUCUGGUGCUGAGGUCUCUGCAGCUCUUCUGCCGUCUGGUUCUUUCUUUGCAGCCGAUUCCUUUCAAACCCUCAUCAGCCAAGUGCAAAACAGCUCGAACUUCAACUGGUGGCCCAAAAAAGGGUCAGACGAGCCAGGAGAUGCUCAAGACCAACUCCACGGGGUCGGCGGUCCCUCAGGGCACCAAGAGACCCGCUGGAGAAGGAAAAACAAAGGGGAGCAGGGGUGGAAAAGGGGUGAAAAAGAGAAAAGUGAAAGAGGAGGAAGAGGAGAAGCCUGCGCCUUCAGGAGGGCAGAGACCCAAGAACUCAAAGAGGCGAAGCGUGGCCUCCAAGGUCAGCUACAAGGAAGAGAGCAACACUGAAGGGGAAGAGGAGGAGCUCAGCGACGGGGAAGAAUUUCAGGCAACCGAGGAGGACGACAGUGAGGAUUCAGAGAAUGAAGCCAAGUCUAAAAAGGGGGGAACGGGGAAGGAGAAGAGCAAAGGCAAGGGCACCGGCAACAGAAAUACAGUGAAUCCAAGGAGAAACAGUGGUGGUAGUAAAAAAGAGGUGAAAGAUGAGAAGGACGCUGAGUGGGUGGAAGGAAAUGGAGAUGAUGAAGAUGAAAACGUGAGCAAUGGAACGAAAAGAAGCGGCGUGAAGAAGAGCGCGGGGCCUGGAAUGGACGAGUGGUUGGAGGUUUACCUGGAAAAAACAUCUUCCUGGGUCUGCGUGGACGUGGAGCACGGCGUUGGGAGGCCUCAACUCUGCUCUAAGAAGGCUACGGCGCCGGUGACGUACGUGGUGGCGGUGGAUGCAAACGGGGCUCUGAAGGACCUGGGAAGAAAGUACGACCCUACCUGGAUGACGUCGUCCCGGAAGAGGCGGGUGGAAGACGACUGGUGGGAGGACACGCUCCAGCCGUUCUUGGGACCUGAAGAUGAAAAGGACGUGAAAGAGGAGAAGGAGCUCCAGAAUAAACUUCUGAACAAACCUCUGCCCACGUCCGUAGCCGAGUACAAGAACCACCCCCUGUAUGUUUUAAAGAGACACCUGCUGAAGUACGAGGCCCUGUACCCCGCUACGGCUGCCGUGCUGGGAUACUGCCGCGGAGAGCCGGUUUACUCCAGGGACUGCGUGCACACCCUUCACUCCAAAGAUACCUGGCUGAAAGAAGCCCGAACUGUCCGACUGGGAGAGGAGCCGUUCAAGAUGGUUAAGGGCUUCUCCAAUCGCUCACGAAAGGCCCGGAUGCUGGCUGAGACGAAGGAAGCGAACGACUUGCCUCUGUUUGGAGAUUGGCAAACCGAAGAGUACCAACCGCCCUUAGCUGUGGACGGGAAGGUUCCCCGUAACGAGUACGGUAACGUGUACCUGUUUAAGGCGUGCAUGUUGCCGGUGGGCUGCAUCCAUCUCCGGCUGCCCAACCUGAACCGAGUGGCCAGGAAGCUCAACAUCGACGCCGUGCCUGCAGUUACAGGCUUCGACUACCAUGGAGGAUACUCGCAUGCCGUGACUGAUGGCUACAUCGUGUGUGAGGAGGAUGAGGAGAUUCUCAGAGCCGCCUGGGUGGAAGAACAAGAGAUCCAGAAACAGAAAGAGAAAGAGAAAAAAGAAAAAAGAGUGCUUGCCAACUGGACUUUACUGGUGAAGGGACUGCUGAUCAGAGAGAGGCUGAAGCAGCGCUACAGCAAGAAGAGCCAUGGGCUGGGGAGCCUGGCACACGGGGACGGGACCGGGGGCUUCUCUUCCGACGAGGACGGGGGGGAAGGUGGCGGUCCCGCAGCCAAGACGGCAUCCGAGACUCUGGCUAUGUCCUGGCCCCAAAACAGACAAAUAGAGGAGGAGGAUGGGAGCGGUAGCCAGUUGAAGAAGAAGACGACAAAACGAGGAAAGAAGGGUCAGGAGAAACAUUUACUUCCCUUUGAGAAAGUGUAAAGACAAUAAAUCAAAGCCAAAACUGCUGUCAAUGAUUUGGGCAAAGACUGAUUACAUAUACCACUGCUGUCAACAAAGCACGUGACUGAAUAUGCUCACAAACCUUCAGACCGGGAUUCAGGGAUCCUCGGGACCAGAUGCAACAGAUCUGAUGUCAGUUUUUGCUAAAACUGGUCAGAGUGUGAGUGCAGAAGAUGUGAAGAGAAGAACGUUUCUCCAUUCACCUAAACCAGCUUCGUUGCCACCGCUGCUGAACAGAUUCCUCUAAUCUGCUGUACUGUUAUCUUUAUUAUGUGAGAACUUCAUAGCACACAUAAAUGGUGACUAUCCAAUCACCAACGAUGCUGUGGAAACAAACACCUCAACAUGGAUGUGUUUGCGCAGCCAUACAUAAAAUCACGACUGAUAAUUUGACCUCUUUGCUCCCUGAUUUGACCAGUACAGUACUGGUUUGAGCUGGUUUGAGCUGGAGGAUCUUUCCUCGGUCCCAUGAUGCGGACUGAAACUGAUGGCUCUCUGAACAAGUAAGCACGAUAUGCUGUGUCAACAUGGUAGCAGUCCAUCAACCUGAACCACUUCACAUUUAACGUUGCUCACAUUCUGCAGUAUCUGUAUAUGUGGACAGGAUCUUUCAAACACAACCAUUGCCACCGGCUACACUAGGCUUCAUGAAUCCUCUCUAAAGACUGAUAUUUGUUUCUGUUGAAAAUGUUUUAAUCCCAGGUUGCCCUAUUGGUCAGUUUUUUUCUUAACCACCAUGUUCACGUAUCUUCUUUAAGACUUUGUAAAGUGUUUUUUUAUCUAGCACUUAUGGAUAAUUUAAUUCUUUAACUAAAACCGCACUUGGAAGACGUUUAUAUCUCGCCGUUGAAUCUCAAGUUGUCACCAGUGCUUCCUUUACUCCUUUUUAAAAUGUUUUGUGAUUACGCUGCUACAUCUUUGUUGUUUUUCACCUCCCACAUCUGUGUGUUCUCUGUCACUUUUAACACCGUUUCACCACUUUAUACUGUGUACUAUGUGUGUUUAUGCACAGUUCAUGACUACAUUUAAAUAGUUAAUAUUUGUAUGGAAAGUAUUUUUGUAAGAAUGAGGAGUAAAAUGCAAA